Molecule: messenger RNA, 838 nt
Organism: Piliocolobus tephrosceles (Ugandan red Colobus)
Lineage: Eukaryota; Metazoa; Chordata; Mammalia; Primates; Cercopithecidae
Gene: C8H7orf78
Product: chromosome 8 C7orf78 homolog
Exons: 6
Coding region: 1-633 (210 amino acids)
Source: RefSeq, a predicted model, not a curated record
AUGCUUCACUUGCCCAGCAUAAAGAAUCAUCCUAAGGAGGCCAUAGCUCCUAAAUUUAUAACUACAUUUCCAUGUUUGGAUUCACAAAAAGCAAAGUUAAUGUUUGUGAAGAGUGGACAGUAUCCGAGGGAUGUAUAUGUCAAUCCCAAAUCACAUGACUUUCGACAGUAUCAACCUGAUUUACCAAACUUUGAGACGACUUAUGAAAAGGACCCCUUUGGAUUAAAAUUUAAAUCACAACCCUUAAGUACAGUAUAUGGGUACCAGUUACCAAAAGAUGAUAAACAGAAGAAUACUACAGAAAGAUUUAUCACCCACAAGCAUCGUGAAUGCACCUGGGAUUCAAAACUCAUUUUGACAAAAGCCCCAUGGCCUGUUAGAUCUGCUUCAUAUAUAAGACAUAGAAGGCAAUGUGAUGCGUACAGUGCAUUUAUGGAUCGUGUGGAAGAAAAGUUUACAAAGAUAUGCAAAAGCAGCUCCAGGAUCUGGGGAAGAGAAUGUUGUCUCUUGUUUCUCUCUUUCUGCACCUGUCUCAGGCACACUCCAUUGCUUCUUGGUCUGCCUUUUAUCUCCAAGGUGUUGGUGUCUAGAGGACAAAUGGAAGAAACAGGGGCAAAAAGCCCAGAUAGCUGACGGACCAAAACAGCAUCGGGCUUCCUGAACUCUGGCCUGAAUGUUCAUCUCCCGUGCAUUUCCCAGUGAGAACAUCAAUGAGUUCUGGCACCUUCCUGGAUUCUACGGAAAUCUGCACUCUCUCACAGGCUCGAGAAAGUGCUAAAAUAAAGGAAAGUUGCAUAAUUUGAAAUUCCCUUGUUACCGCAUGGAUCAGCAUCCAAUC